This is a messenger RNA of Eptesicus fuscus (big brown bat), 2592 nucleotides long. It is a transcript of the gene CDH18, whose product is annotated as cadherin 18. Gene Ontology annotation, cellular component: catenin complex; adherens junction; plasma membrane. The record is from RefSeq and is a predicted model, not a curated record. Gene Ontology annotation, molecular function: cadherin binding; calcium ion binding. The transcript has 11 exons. The coding region runs from base 1 to 2373 and encodes 790 amino acids. NCBI's taxonomy places the organism in Eukaryota, Metazoa, Chordata, Mammalia, Chiroptera, Vespertilionidae. Gene Ontology annotation, biological process: cell-cell junction assembly; multicellular organism development; cell morphogenesis.
AUGAAAAUUACGAGCACGUCUUGCAUCUGUCCAGUCCUCGUGUGUCUCUGUUUUGUGCAGAGGUGUUAUGGAACUGCUCACCACAGCUCCAUCAAGGUGACCAGAAAUCAAACCAAGCACAUCGAAGGAGAGACCGAAGUCCACCAUCGUCCCAAAAGGGGAUGGGUGUGGAAUCAGUUCUUUGUUUUAGAAGAACAUAUGGGACCCGAUCCACAAUAUGUUGGAAAGCUGCACUCCAAUUCUGACAAAGGUGAUGGGUCUGUCAAGUACAUCCUUACUGGAGAAGGUGCUGGGACCAUAUUUAUCAUUGAUGAUACCACGGGUGACAUCCACUCAACGAAAAGCCUGGACAGAGAGCAGAAGACCCACUAUGUUCUCCAUGCCCAGGCUAUUGACAGACGGACAAACAAGCCUCUUGAACCGGAGUCCGAGUUCAUCAUCAAAGUGCAAGACAUCAAUGACAAUGCUCCAAAGUUCACAGAUGGACCAUAUAUCGUUACCGUGCCUGAAAUGUCAGAUAUGGGUACCUCUGUUCUGCAGGUGACAGCUACUGAUGCAGAUGACCCUACCUAUGGAAACAGUGCCCGGGUGGUUUACAGUAUUCUCCAGGGACAGCCCUACUUCUCCGUAGAUCCUAAAACAGGAGUUAUUAGAACGGCCUUACAUAACAUGGACAGAGAAGCCAGAGAGCACUACUCGGUGGUCAUUCAAGCCAAAGACAUGGCUGGGCAAGUCGGAGGGCUUUCAGGAUCCACGACGGUCAACAUCACCCUGACCGACGUCAACGACAACCCCCCACGCUUUCCUCAGAAGCAUUAUCAGCUGUAUGUUCCUGAGUCAGCUCAAGUUGGUUCAGCUGUUGGGAAAAUCAAGGCAAAUGAUGCAGACACUGGUUCAAAUGCUGACAUGACAUACUCCAUCAUUAAUGGUGACGGUAUUGGAAUAUUCUCCAUCUCUACUGACAAAGAGACCAGAGAAGGGAUCCUUUCCUUAAAGAAGCCACUGAACUAUGAGAAAAAGAAGUCCUACACCCUCAACAUAGAAGGAGCAAAUACACACCUUGAUUUUCGCUUCUCUCACUUGGGUCCCUUUAAAGAUGCCACCAUGCUGAAGAUCAUUGUCGGGGAUGUGGAUGAACCACCUCUAUUUUCCAUGCCCUCCUACAUCAUGGAAGUCUACGAAAAUGCCAAGGUUGGAACUGUCGUUGGCGCAGUUUUGGCACAAGAUCCUGACAGUGCUAACAGCUUAGUAAGAUACUUCAUUGACUACAAUGCUGAAGAUGACAGAUUCUUCAAUAUUGAUGCCAAUACUGGAUCUAUUAAGACUACAAAGGUUCUUGAUAGAGAAGAAACUCCGUGGUACAACAUCACAGUUGCUGCUUCAGAAAAUGACAAUCCUGGUUUGCUGAGCCAUGUCACAGUGGGUAUUAGAGUUCUGGAUGUCAAUGACAAUCCACCUGAACUUGCCAGGGAAUAUGAUAUUGUUGUCUGUGAAAAUUCUAAGCCUGGCCAGGUUAUUCAUACCAUCAGUGCCACUGAUAAAGAUGAUUUUGCCAAUGGACCAAGGUUUAACUUCUUUCUUGAUGAACACCUGUCUAUAAAUCCAAACUUCACCCUGAAGGACAAUGAAGAUAACACAGCCAGCAUUCUGACAAGGCGGAGGAGAUUUAGUCGAACUAUUCAGGAUGUGUAUUAUCUCCCCAUUAUGAUCUCUGAUGGUGGAAUCCCCUCUCUCAGCAGCAGCAGCACCCUCACCAUCAGGGUUUGUGCAUGCGAGAGAGAUGGGCGCGUGCGGACCUGCCAUCCCGAAGCGUUCCUGUCCUCCACUGGUUUGAGUACAGGAGCCUUAAUCGCUAUUCUUCUGUGUGUUGUCAUUCUCUUAGCGAUUGUAGUACUUUUUAUCACCCUGAGACGCAGCAAAAAAGAGCCCCUGAUCAUUUCAGAGGAGGACGUACGGGAGAAUGUGGUCACCUAUGAUGAUGAAGGGGGCGGGGAGGAAGACACUGAGGCCUUUGACAUCACAGCCUUGAGGAACCCGUCUGCAGCUGAGGAGCUCAAGUACCGGAGAGAUAUCAGGCCUGAAGUGCAGCUCACGCCCAGACACCAGACAUUGUCCACCCUGGAAAGUAUAGAUGUUCAGGAAUUCAUUAAGCAAAGACUGGCAGAAGCUGACCUCGAUCCCAGUGUCCCUCCUUAUGACUCUCUUCAGACUUAUGCCUAUGAGGGUCAGAGAUCAGAAGCUGGUUCUAUCAGCUCCUUGGACUCAGCCACUACACAAUCAGACCAGGAUUAUCAGUACCUUGGGGACUGGGGACCAGAGUUUAAAAAGUUGGCUGAACUCUAUGGAGAAAUAGAAUCUGAAAGAACAACUUAGGGGGUCAAUUCUUUCACCAUUCUAGAAUUUUGCUGCCUGAGCAAGUGAAGACAUAACCUCAGCCAUGACAAGGAAGAAGUGUGGACACAGUACUUGGAACUGAGCAAGCUGUACACAGCCACUGUAGAAACAAGUGCCCUUUUCAUGAUCGAAACUGGGUUAUUUAAUCAGGAGAAAAGUCACAUUAAACAAAACAACACAGAGAAAAAGCUAUUGUAC